GCCGCUAUCGUCGCUGCGCUUGCAGACAGAACUUCUGCUUAUUUUGCAAAGUGCUCGUACUUGCUACCCCGAUUCGAUCGCAACCGUUAUGUCGCUUGUAAAUUGAGUGAAAAGAUUUCAUUACUCUUAACAUUUUAUCAAUGGAAAGCGAACAUCGUGCGGAAGAAAAGACCGCGCGUGUCGUUGUGUACCGAAACGGAACAAGUCGUGAUGGCAGGGUGUUCCUGGUUCCUCGGACUUUAGACGAGCUACUGGAAGCCAUCGCUGCCAAGUUCGGAAUCCAAGCUAAACGGCUCUUUACUAGCAAAGGUGGAGAGAUCGACGAUACGUGUUUAAUAAGAGACGAAGAAACCUUGUUCGUUUCAUCCGGCGAAAGCUUCAUUGCACCAGAGUCCCUAGCCCCUGAAAAGCCAGACUGGGUAUUGCUAAACGUUGGUGGAAAGCACUUUGCCACCACAAGGAGCACAUUGGUUUCCAAAGAGCCCGAUUCUAUGCUCGGGCGUCUGUUCAGUGAAGGUGCUGAUGGAACUGUAUGGCCAAGUGCCAAGGACCGCCACGGGGCUUACUUGGUUGAUCGAAGCCCCACCUACUUUGAACCAUUGCUCAACUACCUUCGUCACGGGCAGCUUAUUCUCGAUCGAGGGGUUUCACCACGAGGUGUCUUAGAAGAAGCAAAGUUUUACGGAAUCGAAUCCGUUAUUCCAGAGCUGGAACGGAUUAGUCAGCAGAGCGAGUGCGAUCCCGGUGACAGCCUUCCACUGACAAGACAAGAUGUCAUUCGCGUCCUCACCAGAACGUCCCACUUGUCGGAACUGCGAUUUCAGGGUGUGGAUCUGUCUGGUGCUGACCUGUCCCGGCUGGACCUGCGGCACAUCAACUUCAAGUGGGCCAACCUGCGCAAGUGUCGCCUAACGUGGGCCAACCUAAGCUACUGUUGCCUCGAGCGUGCGGACCUCACUUUGGCCAACCUUGAGGGUGCACAACUGGUUGGAGCCAAAAUGAUGUGCGCCAACAUGGAGGCAGCCCACUUACGUUCUUGCAACAUGGAGGACCCUGCCGGGAACAGCGCCAACCUGGAAGGGGUGAACUUGAAGGAUGCAGACCUGGAUGGUAGCCAAAUGGCUGGGGUGAACCUCAGAGUAGCAACUCUCAAGAACGCAAAUCUGCAGAACUGCCACUUGCGCCAAGCCAUUCUAGCUGGUGCUGAUCUCGAGAACUGCAACCUGUCCGGAAGCGACUUGCACGAAGCAAACCUCCGUGGUGCCAACCUCAAGGAUGCAGUCAUGGAGCUGAUGUUAACACCACUGCACAUGGCUCAGGCCAUCUGAUGAUUGAUGUCUGUGUGUGUGUGUGCCCUUGCAAAGCAGUGAUGCAUUUUCCCGGUGGACUUCCUCACUGUGGUGGAUUUAACAGGUGGCCUCUAGAGGCAUUACCCAGUUACCCAGUCUGCUUCAGUUUAUUAGUGAUAUUUUUCCUACUAGAUACCGGCUGCUACAUGUGAUCUUGGUGACCCAAGCUCGUGCGUUACAUUUGUUUGCUUGCAUUGCUUUUUUUCUUUGCUUUUGCAUUGUUGACUAUUAUAAUAGCAAUAACCACAGAAAGUUGGAGGAAGUUUAGUUGUUAAGUACAUUUGUUAUGGACUGGUUUGUGCGACAUCCUUGAGAUGUAGACAAAUCCUGAAUAGUACUAUAUUCACAAGUACUUGCUUAUAUUUUUUUUUAUUAAUAAGUACAAAGUCAGGGGAGUACUUAACCAGCUACAGAUAUUUUACAUAUUACAUGUUAGCAGAAUUAUUUUCAGAGCAAAUAUAUUCAAACGGCUUACAUAAAUUGAUGUGUGUGAAUGGGGAAGUGCAAAAAUGCAACACCAUUUUUAUUUCCUUUUUUUUUUUUAGGAGCACACAAUUCUUCUCUCUUGCUUUUUCUUUGCUUAUUCUGUGGGGGAGCCAGGCACUGCCGACCAGUGGUGGCUUGGUGGCGGCAAAAGAGAAUUGAGCGGGUCUCUUCGGCUGGUAGCGUUUGCCGCAAACGGUUCUCUCUCACAGUGGGACCCCGGUGCACGGCACCGCGGGCCGUCUGCCGGAGGCCCGCGUGGCGAGCCAAGCGUUGGCGACUCCGCCUGCACCUUCUUCCUUUUUGGCCGAUGUCACAGAGGGCAUCCGGUCGUCGGCACACUGGUUUUCUUCACCGUCCCAGUUUCCCUUCCCUGAUGAGACUGCGUUCCCUCACUGAGGGAGGGGAUACCAGUUCCGUGCGCCAGAAAAGGGGGAUCGCGAGCGCUGGCCACGGGGGUGUUCCAUCCCUUUGCAAGGGGCUUUAUUGGCUCUCGAAGGGACAGUCAUGUCCCCACAACUAGGCUGUCGCUCCCGUAAAAGGGAAAGGGAGGCUGGGCACACGUGCUCCCUCACAAUUUUUACAGUGAAGUGUGAACUGCCUUGCAAUUAGAGCUUAGGCAUGCAAGCACUGCACAUUUUCUAGUUACAUCGAUACACAUUUACAUUUGUUGUGCAUUCCAUCCUGAGAACUUGUACACUUGGAUACUGCCAAACUUUUGUUAUUCUCUUGCAUCAUAUUGUAAGCAGCCAGGUAGCUUAUUCCCACAGUAAAAUUUCACUGUAAUAAAUUUAUAGUGUUGCACGUUUCUAGUCCGUACAUUGCCAUAAGUUUCUGACCGGUAUUUACAGCAUGUGUGAACACUCGCCUAAAUACCAUGCACGUGCAGACUAAGAUCAAAUGUAGAGAGGUCGCACAUCGAAAUGUGACAAUUUGGGGUCGAGUACAGUCGAACCCCUUUAAAAGAAACACUGAUAUAAGAGACAAAUUGGUAUAAAAGACACCAGUGUGCCUACAGUAAAAUACGGAUUGGUAAAAAAAAUGCAUAAGUGGUACCCUUAUAAGAAACAUCUCAUAUAAAAGACAAAAAUUGCUGCCUGGAGCGUGCCUCUUAUAAAGGGGUUCAACUGUGGUUUACAUGCUUUCAUUUUUAUCAAGUGCACUUUGUGCUGUAUCGGCAUAAUUUCGACUGGAAACACUUGGAUAAGAGUCAACAUUACAAUAUUUCUAGCAACAUGAUGCAGUUAUCUCGGGCUACUGGGCAUGCGACUCGCAACACUUAACAAGUUUUGACGGCUCAUUUCAAUCCAUAAACACUAUACAUAGUAUACUAUACCCAGUGUCACAAGCCUGGCAUGCCAGCCUCCAAAAUGGUCUUCUUAGCAAACAAAUUGAUAACUAGUCUGUGAACAUGUUAACCUUCAUAACAAUACGGUUACCUAGUACUAAGAUGUCUCUCAAGAUGUGUAUUUUAUUUUUUGCAUAUCUGUGUGCAGUGGUGGUUGCGUGGCAAUAAAGUUUUACUCUAAGAAAUCUA
Molecule: messenger RNA, 3369 nt
Organism: Rhipicephalus microplus (southern cattle tick)
Lineage: Eukaryota; Metazoa; Arthropoda; Arachnida; Ixodida; Ixodidae
Product: BTB/POZ domain-containing protein KCTD9
Biological process (GO): intracellular signal transduction; protein homooligomerization
Molecular function (GO): protein binding
Source: RefSeq, a predicted model, not a curated record